Thunnus maccoyii (southern bluefin tuna) is the source of this 2637-nucleotide messenger RNA. It is a transcript of the gene txnrd3, whose product is annotated as thioredoxin reductase 3. Gene Ontology annotation, molecular function: glutathione-disulfide reductase (NADPH) activity; thioredoxin-disulfide reductase (NADPH) activity; flavin adenine dinucleotide binding. The transcript is spliced from 16 exons. The record is from RefSeq and is a predicted model, not a curated record. Gene Ontology annotation, cellular component: cytosol; mitochondrion. Bases 281 to 2146 code for a protein of 621 amino acids. NCBI's taxonomy places the organism in Eukaryota, Metazoa, Chordata, Actinopteri, Scombriformes, Scombridae. Gene Ontology annotation, biological process: cellular response to oxidative stress; glutathione metabolic process; cell redox homeostasis.
GUGCACCACAAAUUAUCGAGGCUAGAAACGCUGAAAGACGUUUGGCGCGGUUGGUAGACGAGCUACUGACAGGAGAGGGAGAGGAGCCGAGGUCAGAGCUGCGGUCCUUCUGUUGUGUCGUAUUUCCUCGUAGAGAAAGGACCACGGGUUACAGAGACAGUUGUACAUUUACUGAGAGAGAGUUGGGGCGGUUUUAUUUAGUUUCUUUUUCUCCAUAUUCACCAGUCAGCCGUCUAGCUAAGCUUUGCCCUGCGCAGGCUUAGGCGGAAACUGCUCGAAAAUGCCUCCCAUCGAAAAUGACACCGGCAAGAAUGAACUCAAGUCCCGGAUACAGCAGCUUAUUGACUCCAAUCAAGUGAUCGUGUUCAGUAAAAGCUACUGUCCGUUUUGUGUAAAGGUGAAAGACCUGUUCAAAGAGCUGAAAGUCGAGUGUAACGUGGUGGAGUUGGAUCUUCUAGAGGAUGGAACCAACUACCAGGAAAUGCUGCUGGAGAUGACGGGGCAGAAAACCGUUCCCAACGUCUUCAUCAACAAGACGCACCUCGGCGGCUGUGACAAAACCAUGCAGGCCCAUAAAGACGGCAGCCUGCAGCAGCUACUGGGUGGAGAAAACGAAGCCUACGACUACGACCUCAUUGUCAUCGGAGGAGGAUCUGGAGGUCUGGCCUGCUCAAAGGAAGCCGCUAUGUUGGGGAAGAAGGUCAUGGUUCUGGACUUUGUUGUUCCAACACCAAAAGGAACCAGCUGGGGUCUGGGCGGAACAUGCGUGAACGUCGGCUGCAUUCCCAAAAAGCUGAUGCACCAGACGGCCCUCCUGGGCACGGCCUUGCAGGACGCCCGCAAGUUCGGCUGGGAGUUCGACGAGACAGGUGAGGGCUCAGAGCAACGACCCAGGAGGUCUCGAAGGGGAGACAUCGCACCAGCUUGCCGCGUGAAACACAACUGGGAGACGAUGAAGACAGCGGUGAACAACUACAUCGGCUCGUUGAACUGGGGCUACAGGGUCGCGCUGAGAGACAAGAAUGUCAACUAUGUCAACGCCUAUGCAGAGUUCAUUGAACCACACAAAAUCAAGGCAACAAACAAACGAGGGAAGGAGACAUUUUACACAGCGGCUAAGUUUGUCUUAGCCACAGGCGAGAGGCCGCGCUACCUGGGCAUCCCUGGAGACAAGGAGUACUGCAUCACCAGCGACGACCUCUUCUCGCUGUCUUACUGCCCGGGAAAGACCCUGGUGAUCGGGGCGUCUUACGUGGCUCUGGAGUGCGGGGGCUUCCUGGCCGGCCUGGGUCUCGACGUCACCGUCAUGGUCCGCUCCAUUCUGCUGAGGGGCUUCGACCAGGACAUGGCCAACCGUGCCGGGGAGCACAUGGAGGAGCACGGGGUCAAGUUCCUCCGCAAAUUCAUCCCUGUAAAGAUAGAGGAGCUGGAAGCAGGCACUCCUGGCAAGCUGAAGGUGACAGCCAAGUCUACAGAAACUGAUGAGAUCCUGGAGGGAGAGUACAACACUGUGUUGAUAGCGGUGGGCCGAGACGCAUGCACAGACAAGAUUGGCCUGGACAAGACAGGGGUCAAAGUCAACACCAAGAAUGGAAAAAUUCCAGUCAACGAUGAAGAGCAGACCAAUGUGCCCCACAUCUACGCCAUUGGAGACAUUCUGGAGGGCAAAUGGGAGCUGACACCUGUAGCCAUCCAGGCUGGCAGGCUGCUGGCACGACGCCUUUACGCGGGCUCAACACUCAAGUGCGACUACAUCAACGUUCCCACCACAGUCUUCACCCCACUGGAGUACGGCUCCUGCGGCCUGUCAGAGGACAGAGCCAUUGAGCUCUACGGGCAGGAGAACAUCGAGGUGUACCACAGUCUGUUCUGGCCUCUGGAGUUCACUGUGCCCGGCAGGGACAACAACAGGUGCUACUCCAAGCUCAUCUGCAACAAACUCGACAAUGACCGAGUCAUCGGCUUCCACUACCUGGGUCCAAACGCUGGAGAGGUGACGCAGGGCUUCGGUACUGCCAUGAAAUGCGGUGCCACCAAGGAGCAGCUGGACGGCACCAUUGGCAUCCACCCGACCUGUGCUGAGGUCUUCACCACUUUGGAUGUAACCAAGAGCUCCGGUGGAGACAUCACCCAGGCCGGCUGCUGAGGUUAAACCCUGCUCGUUUAGCGGGCUGCUCUCGUAUUAAACUCGCCUAUCAACACCUCUCAUCUUAGUUCCCAGUCAACCUCAAGCUCACCUUCACCUCCAGCCGCCUCAGUUUACAGGGCAGUUGUUUCUCAGGACAAACCUAACACGGCGGCCAGCGGCUCACUGGGAACUAGGAGGUGACCGAAGGAAGCCGGAGCGUCCGGCUCUGGCUGAGGUAGUCUGAUACGAGGGCAGCCUGCUGAACAGCGGGGUUACUCUGCUGAUAUUCCUACUGGGCUCCACCAGUGUGUCCUUCUCAGAGGAGCACCAGCACACACACACACACUGUACCGCUGAGUAUGUGUAUGUGUGUGUGUGUGUCGGGGCUGUUUGUGACGUCCUGGCCCGUAACCCUAAAUAUUGAGGUGGGCUAGGAUCGAUGUCCCUCUGCAGAAGCACCUGAUGGUUGCCCGAACCCUUCGUCCAACCCCCAACUCACCCCUGAUAUA